Messenger RNA from Pezoporus flaviventris, 2551 nucleotides. It is a transcript of the gene SYTL3, whose product is annotated as synaptotagmin like 3. Bases 320 to 1951 code for a protein of 543 amino acids. Lineage: Eukaryota; Metazoa; Chordata; Aves; Psittaciformes; Psittacidae. Gene Ontology annotation, cellular component: plasma membrane; exocytic vesicle. Gene Ontology annotation, molecular function: small GTPase binding; neurexin family protein binding. The transcript is spliced from 17 exons. Gene Ontology annotation, biological process: intracellular protein transport; exocytosis. The record is from RefSeq and is a predicted model, not a curated record.
UUGAAAUAACUUGGAUGUAAUUUUGAACUUUAUCACUCCCAUUUGGUUCUGUAAUAGAUUGAACUGGGAUAACUAAUCCAAAUAAUAUUAUAAUUUUUAAUCAUUAUCUGAGAUCGAAUUUCUAGUUAUAAAGAAAAGACUGUUCAUGAUACAAGCAGAGUUUUUUGUGCGAGUCCUGGGGCCAAUGAGCAAAGAUAAGUAGAGUGCUACUCAUCUCUUAAAAGCAAUUUACUUCCACCCGUCUUUCUCUGGUGGCUGCUGAAAAGGUGCUGUAGAACCAUAGGACAGGAGUCUACAAAAGAGGACGAGUUUGGGGAAAAUGGCCUGUGAAUUCAAUCUAAACUUCCUUAAGCAACAGGAACAAGAAGCUGUUCUAGAAGUCCUGUACCGUGACCAGAUGGUGAGAGAAACAGAGGAGAAAAGAAUAAGAGAUGUGAAAGUAAAGGCUGGCGAAUGGUUUUUUGAGGAACGAGCAAAGAAAUAUCCAGGUGAAGGCAGACACGAAACAGUUGGUGCGAAGCUCUUGAAAUCUUAUCAGAAACUGAGUAAAAUUUCUGUCAUACCUCCAACUCCACCUCCUUUCACAGAAUCCACAGCAGGAAGUAACGUGAUGGAACUCGGUCAGUCUAAAAGUUUUAACAAAUCUGUGGAAAACUUGUUUCUGUCUCUCACAACACAUAUAAAAAAAAUCUCGAAGUCCCAGAAUGAUAUGGCUGACAGAUGUCUCCUAACCACAGAUCAUGGGCAGAAUUUGGAAAGAAGGAAGCAAAGAAGGAGCCAGUCUGACACAGCCAUCAACAUUACAAGCAGGAUUAAAAGUACACCCAGUCUUCAGCAGCUCAUUACUGGGGCCCAAAAUGACAUUGAAAUUCUGACCAAAAGGAAUUGCAAGGAGGAAGAAGGCAUAAUAACGAGUCCUACAAGUGAUGCAGUUUUCUGUGAUGGCAAAACACAUGGGAGUUUGUAUAGUCUUAACAGCACUUGCACUGAGUCUGGAAAUUUUAGCAAAGCUAAUGUCAUGGGAGAAAUAGAGUUUGCCAUGAGAUAUAUCUUCAAAGCUUGCAUCUUAGAAAUUUGUAUCAAGAGGUGCAAGAACCUGGCUUAUGGAGAAGAGAAGAAGAAGAAGUGUAACCCGUAUGUUAAAGUUUAUUUACUUCCUGAUAAAUCUCCUCGGAGUAAGCGGAAGACAACUGUCAAAAAGAGAACAGUGGAUCCGGAAUUCGAUGAGACUUUGAAGUACAAGAUUGAAUACUCCCAGCUGGGAAGUCGGCAGCUUCAGAUCUCUGUGUGGCAUGCAGGAGCACUCAAAUACAAGGUGUUUUUGGGGGAAGUGGUGAUUCCACUGGCAGCAUGGGAUUUUCAAGAGGACUCAAUGCAGUUGUUCAGCUGGUACCAGCUCAAGCCGAAGCUUGAAAAGCCUGGACAUGAUCUUAUCGAGUACAGUGGUGAACUCCUUGUGUCUGCAAGACUGUCAGCACCAGCUCAGUAUAAGAAUUUCCAGUUUGAAGGAAGAAAAGACCAAGGCAUUCCCAGCUGCCAGCUUCAGGUUGUGAUAACUGGGGCCAAGAACUUGCCUGUGCUGAGAACUUCUGGAAUGCCGAACCCAUUUGUUAUAGGUUGUCUUAUCCUUCCAGACCAACCAGAGGUAAAGCAGAAGUCUUCUGUCUGGAGGAAAGAAGCCUGUCCCCAGUGGAAUCACUUCUUUGUCUUUGAUGGUGUGACCCCAGCUCAGCUGCAGCAGUCAUGUCUACACUUGACUGUCUGGGACAAGUCAACUUCCAGCUCAAGCAAUCAGUUCCUAGGAGGAGCUACACUUGGUGCAAUGGAAUGGUUUGGCUCUACAGCCCUUUCUCAGUCAGUGCUUCAAUGGCAGGAAGUACUCUGCAGACCGAACACAUGGAUGGACUUCACACUUGUACUGCAUUCAAACAAGGAAUACUUUAAAUCAUAAGAGAACUGCACAACAGCUUUCCCCAUGUGUGAAGCUUUCAAUUCAAGUGGCAUGUGCCUUUCAGGUCUGGUGAAAGGUACACUGCAAGCAUACCUAGUCCAGCAUUUGUGAAAGAGAGUUAUACAUUUGAAAGUGUGUGAGGUUUUAUUGCUCCAAAGGUUAAGGCUUUGUUAUCUGUGCAUCUAUCUGAAGUAUAAGGUUUCUUUGAGAGCGACAAACUCAGAAAUGCAGUGUGGUGACAAGGCAACAGUAGCCAGAUGAGGUGCAGCUUUCUAGUUCUGGGCAUAGAACUGUCAUUCUUUAAUCACAGAUAGGAAUACAUCUUAAAUAACUAUUACUUUAAAGUUACCUGCCUUCACUCUCAUUUUGAUGUUUUAUAUGUUGAAGGAAUUGUCCUGCACUCCUCAGCAGGAGUGAGGGACACCACUUAAUAGAACAGUGUGGUUGCACUAAGUUCCUUGCUCUUAUCAGCUGUAAGACAGUAUUAACAAGAUCCAUAUGGCACACAGAACAGGAGUUUAGCUAGGGUUAUAAUUUAUUCAUGUAAGCUUAAGGCCCAGCUGCUGUGUGAGUUCACUUUGCCUGUGAACUGUAGUGUUA